AUGAAGGUUCUAGUUCUUGGCGGAACUGGUUACGUUGGAUAUGGGGUGGCUUGCGCGUUCUCGAGAGCCGGUCAUGAGACAGCUGCCACUUAUCGGAACGAAUCCGGGUCUGCAGAUCUUGCUGUAGCAGAGAUUGCACCAGUCCCUUGGCGCACUUGGGAUUCAUGUCUCAACAGCUUCGACGUCAUCGUCGACUGUAUGGACUCUGCUGAUACCUCCAUCAUGUGUAUCAACCGUAUCGCAACAUGCAGUGUCUCACCAGAGUCAGGCAGGCGGAAUCACCCCGUCGCUUACAUAUAUACCAGCGGCAUCUGGGUCCAUGGAGCUAGUGAGCCACAAGGGAAAAUGGGUUUGACGAUAGUAGAUGAGCGGAACGGGGACAUGUCCCGUGUGCCAGCAUGGUAUCAGGAGAAGGUCAACGUCGAAGCGUUGAUUCUCAACAAACAUGAGUUGAUGCCAAUCAUUGUUAGACCGGGUCUCGUCUACGGCCAGACCAUGGGAAUGUUGAACAAGCUAUUCAAGAGCGCUUGGUAUGGAAAGAUUACAUGCCCGGAAAAUUACCAAUCCCGAUGGUCGACAAUUCAUCUUGAUGAUCUGGCUAAUCUCUAUGUCAACAUCGCGGAAGCGGGACUGUGCUUCGAUGCUUGCAACUUGUCCUCAGAGUCCGCGGAAGAUGUGAUCAGGGCGCUGAGCAGGGCAUCGGGAUGCAACGAGCUCGCCUUCACCCAAGAGAAGAGCCUGGAGAACUAUGCCUUGUCGACAUCAAUGGUAACGCGUCCGUCGCUCGCAAGAUCUAUUGUUGGCUGGCAACCGAGGAAGAUGGCCUUGACGGACGGGAUGGAGCUGUAUUGGAUGAGCUGGAUAUUGACAACCGGUAUCCACCGGGACCAGGCAGCGCUUCCGAUACCCGAACAAGCGAAAGCCCCGUUGUGCGCCGAACCACACGCGCAUUCUCAUCUCCAUCCGGCACCGAUCCCCCAGCCACAAAUGCAGAUCAACACCCCAUCUCCUGUGCCAUCUCAUCCUGAACCAACUACGCCACAGUUCGUGCAACAGCCCCCGCUUCACCCCGCACCUCCUCCGCAGCCCUUUAUCCAGCAGAACGCGCCAGUUCACCCACAACUUCAGUAUCAAGCUCAGCAGAUAGCCGUGCAAGCAGCCCAAUCACAGGAGCGGCCUCCUAUAUCAUUUCCGGACAUCCCAGUAAACGACCUUGCUACACUGCACAGACAAUAG
Dacryopinax primogenitus is the source of this 1236-nucleotide messenger RNA. Its product is annotated as NADP-binding protein. The coding region runs from base 1 to 1236 and encodes 411 amino acids. Lineage: Eukaryota; Fungi; Basidiomycota; Dacrymycetes; Dacrymycetales; Dacrymycetaceae. The transcript has 5 exons. The record is from RefSeq and is a predicted model, not a curated record.